GUGAUUUGAGAGGAAGAUUAUCAGUGAAUAAAGGCUUAAAUUUCGUCUUGACUUCUUGUAUGUAUUGUCAUGUAAAGGCAGUGCCAUUCAAUCCAGCUCUUGUAAAGCCGAUAUGAGGGUCUGGAACAGGUCUGUGCUUGAUAAACUCCCUCACUGGAUGUUUGAUGUUACGGUAGAAAUGCAGAACUGUCGCGACACGUAACAUAUAGAUCUUAUAUAUGCUGAAAACACCGCCGCGGGAGAUUUACUGCCGGAUUCCAGCGAGGCGAUGGAGACGGUGAGUGUGAUUUAUGGUCACCUGUGCGCUUGAGGAGAGCUCGAGUUACGCUUCAGGCACAAACGAGAGUCAGGAUCUGACAGCCGCUGAUGCUCCUGACGCUGACAGGAACAGAUCUGUGGGAUGGUGUCUGAUUGUGAGAUCUCUGUUGCAGCUGCAGACGCCGAAGAACCUGCACCUGAAGAAACAGCACCUGAAGAACCUGCACCUGAAGAAACAGCACCUGAAGAACCUGCACCUGAAGAAACAGCACCUGAAGAACCUGCACCUGAAGAAACAGCACCUGAAGAACCUGCACCUGAAGAAACAGCACCUGAAGAACCUGCACCUGAAGAAACAGCACCUGAAGAACCUGCACCUGAAGAAACAGCACCUGAAGAACCUGCACCUGAAGAAACAGCACCUGAAGAACCUGCACCUGAAGAAGCAUCACCUGAAGAGCCAGCGGAGGAGGCAGAAGCUCCUGCAGAGUCUGAAGACACAAACCCUGAGACAGCAUCCGCUGAAGAGGAACCUGCUGGAGAAGAAGCUGGAGCAGAAGCUGGAGCAGAAGCAGGAGCAGAAGCAAAUAAAAAAAUCCUAA
Molecule: messenger RNA, 860 nt
Organism: Sinocyclocheilus grahami
Lineage: Eukaryota; Metazoa; Chordata; Actinopteri; Cypriniformes; Cyprinidae
Product: trichohyalin-like
Exons: 3
Coding region: 291-860 (189 amino acids)
Source: RefSeq, a predicted model, not a curated record